AUCGGUGUGAGUAACAGAGACGUCAAAUUGCUCAAUGGAUAUUUUGUAAUCAAUCAAUACAACAUAACUUAAAAAAGUUUCGCAUUAUAAUUUCGUCAUAUUUAAAUGAGCGUUAAUUGCAAGCUUGAGGAACCCCGCAGAACUGGGUGCAGCAAAGAUGGUGAUUGGAUGUGUCCCGAUUCCGAAUGUAAGAAUUUUAAUUUCGCUCGUCGUAAUCACUGUAACCGAUGCAACCGCGGGCGACCAACGGAACUAUGUAAUAGUAGCAGUAAUAUCGGAACGGAGUCUCAUAAUUCUGGAGGCAAGAAAAAAGUUGGCAUCGAGAUAGGCAAGGUAGCAGCCGAAAAAUCUCGAGGUCUUUUCAGUGCUGAAGAUUGGCAAUGCAGUAAAUGCGCUAACGUUAACUGGGCUCGUCGACAUACAUGCAAUCUAUGUAACGCACCUCGAUUUUGUGAAGUGGAAGAACGAACCGGCUAUGGAGGUGGCUAUAACGACCGAGGAAUCGUAGAGUACAAGAAUCGUAAGGAGUCGGAUGAUGAAUACGACGAAUUUGGGCGUAGAAAAAAGAGACACUUGGGUGGUGAAUCUGGAAACGUAAAUGCUGAUGUAGUUUCACAGAAAUUAUUAAAAAAAUCAUUCAUUUCCAAUAAUCGGGAUGAAGGUGAUGAUGAUGAAGAAGAAGAUGAAGAUGAUAACGGCGAUCUUUCAAAAUAUGAUUUAUGGGGCUCCGACAUAGAAGGCGAUGAACCCGCUAUAAGAACACAGAAAAUUAUCACCAAAAGGAGCUAUUCAUCGAGCUCGAGGUCAUCGUCCUCAUAUUCCCGGUCCCGAUCAACAACUCCCAGAUAGUCUGAGUGCAAUUGAAGCCAUUCGCUCAAACGCUGCCGGCAAAAUGAACCGUUUUUCUUGGGAAAAAUAAAACAGUGCCUGAACGUCAUAUUGAAUAACAAUUAUAAAAUCACAAUAAUUUGGGUCCCGGCUCAUUGUUCCAUUCCACGCAAUGAAAGAGCCGAUAGUUUUGCCAAACGUGGUGCUAUUGAGGGAGAAAUUUAUAAGAGAGAGAUUGCUUUCAACGAAUUCUAUAGCGCGUCCCGCCGAAGAACACUUGCCAGCUUGCAAGCUUCUUGGAAUAAAAAUGAUCUGGGUCGGUGGAUGCACUCAAUUAUUCCUAAAAUACCGACAAAGGCAUGGUUCAGGGGACUGGAUGUGAGUAGGGACUUCAUUCGUGUGAUGUUCAGACUCAUGUCCAAUCACUACACGUUAGAUGCACAUCUCCUUCGAAUUGAACUAUCCGAGAUCAAUCAUUGUGCUUGUGGCGAAGGUUAUCGUUUGGACAUGCGUGGAGUAUCGUGAUGUCAGAUCUCAACUAAUAAAUUCCUUGCGUACCCAAGGUAGACUAUCCAAUGGAAGAAGAAACGUUCACUGAGGGAUAAUAGCUUCUUUUCGUGAACAAAACAUACAGCAGAAGAAGAAGAGAUACACUUUAGUGUUACCGAGAAAAAAUAACGAGUGAUAACAGUUUAGCGAAAAAUUUGCUGUAAUUGUGCAGUUUGCCGCUAUUGUGUAAAAGCCUUUAUUGUAAAGUAAUAAAAGUAUAUAAAAGUUUAAAGAACAACAAAAAAAAUGAUUCCGAUUGUGAAAAACACCCCUCCAAUCCUAGACGCACGCCGCUCGGACUGCACGGCAAAAUACAGGAUAUUCAUCUGGUGAUAGUGGUGUUUGCUGCUAGGAAAGCGGCCAGGGGAACGCCAAUAGUGCUAGUGGAAAAAUUGGAGGCAAAAUGAUGAUCGGCGGAUUAGUUAU
Molecule: messenger RNA, 1803 nt
Organism: Malaya genurostris
Lineage: Eukaryota; Metazoa; Arthropoda; Insecta; Diptera; Culicidae
Product: zinc finger Ran-binding domain-containing protein 2
Exons: 4
Coding region: 106-849 (247 amino acids)
Biological process (GO): RNA processing
Molecular function (GO): RNA binding; lipopolysaccharide binding
Source: RefSeq, a predicted model, not a curated record